CAAACGCCCUAUUACACACCGAUACCCAAUAUGGCGUCGCCCGGAGGGAAGGGCGACAGCGGGCGGUUUGAUUUUGAUGCCUGGUGCCGUACGAACAGAAUCCAUGACAGGAUCGUGGAUUUCCUGCGUUUCCAAGAACUGAUGACACCCAGGCUGCUGUCCCGGCUGACCGACGAGGAGAAGGUCAUGCUGUCCGAGGAGGAAGGGGUACAGCAGCGUGACAUUGCCAGGCUGGAGGCCGCCAUAGAUCAGCUGUUUCAUGAAGGGCACAGAAAGUCGUCAGCAGGCUUCUCGCCUACACACCUGUUCGCUUUGGAUAAACUCAGGACCUACAGUGAAUCGAGUGAAGCACAGAGAGAAAUCGUCAAGACCAAAGCCACAACACUUCAAGACAAACAGCACAACGGCAGAAGUGAACACCGUGGACCAUCGGCCUCGGCUUUUGACAGAGAUGUUGUCCGUAAAACUUUUCCUCCAUCAGAUAACAGAAACAGAUAUUCUCUUAGACCAGAGACACUUUCGAAAACAAAGGGUACGGGUUCACCAAUCGUCUCGAACGAAAAGUCAGCACGGGCGAAAGGAACGGUGACCUCAAACGGCGAGGGCAGGGUUGAGAGAAUGCGCGCGCUCUUUUCAAGUUCCACAGAAAACACCGUCUCGUCACGACUCAAAACAUUUGAAGAACUGAAAACGUCUCCAACAAAAACACCUGCGAGGGUUGAAGAUUUAAACAAACCAGAUAAAGGAAGAUCCUUCGUUCCUCUGAGGGACCAUGUUAGUAAAAGGUUCCCCUACUUGACUGAUGAGUCAACCAAAAGGCAUUCUAUGCCUCUGGAGAAAACAUUUCAGCAAACCGCCACGGAAAAUGAAAAAGCGGACAAUCCCCACGCCCCUGUUGAAGAGUCUGGCCAUCCAACAUCCUUCAGGCCGUCUAGGUUAGGCUAUAAGAGUGAGUCAGAUAUAUUGAACCCGGAAUCUUCCAUAAUGACCAGUGCAAUACCAGAAGAAGGCCAAUCACCUGUGGACAAAAAUGUCUCUUCUGACUGGCUCUAUGACGUUCCAAAACCUAUGAAAGAUAGAGCAGAUAGUUUUAAAAGGUCCGAUAUAUUUCGAAGGCCCCUACGCCCUACCCCUUCCUUACCGUCAUCGGGUAAGGAAGACUUCUUGAAGAUGAGCUCAAAACAAGUAGCAGAAAUCGACGAGGAAAUGGACCACCCCACGUUAGAACCCGACGACAUGACGUUAAGCAAAGAACUAGAAACGGAGUGGUUUCAGAGAGCACAUCUGCUCCGGAACACGUCACCAAUGCCCGCAGCGACAGUGAGACGGAGAGUUGAACCUCAUGGGCUCUCGUUGGUUUCAAAGCCCUUCGACCAUUGGUCGCCAUCGGAGGUGCGGCAGUACUUCGAAGCCGAUCCCCAGGAGGACAUUCGACGCCACGCCAGUCUAUUCGAAGAGAACUCAGUGAGCGGUUGGGACUUGGUCUCCAAAGACGACAUCGACAGCUUCCUAAAGAACGAGCUGAAGAUAGCCAACGCAGGGCACAGGAGGAAGAUCCAGCGGAGGAUCUCCACUCUCCAGCGGCGGGAGGCGCUCAGACCAGGCGCCGUCCCGUCCCCGGUCGCCGAGCCGAAGAACCUGACGAUCGUCUACAACGACGGCAGGAAGGUGACGGCCACCUGGAAGCCCCCGCGUCACAAGAUCGACGCCUACAUGGUCACCAUCACGGAACUGUACGAGCCUUACACAGAACUCGUCAUGAAGAGGUUGAGUCACUACGAAGACACGUCGAUCACGUGCGAGGGGCUGCAGCCAAGGACGCACUACGUCAUCCGCGUGGUGGCGCUUUGCGGAGACGAGGAGAGCGAACCGCUUUCCCAACCCUUCCGCACGAGCGAGGAACUCCACGGCGACUCGUCCCCUCGGACCGUAAAGAGAAGCGCCUCCAUCAACAAUCAAAGCCACUACAUGACCCCUGCCCCGCUCUAUCACGUGUACCAGACGGAGAGGAUACCGAUCCUGGUAAAGAGCGACACUCAAGGACCGCCUACUCUCACCUGGAUGUCUUCAAGUACCCCCACGUGGGACAAGUUUCCUCAAGUCAUCCAGAGCGGAAUCAAGUACCGUCUUACCCCGACGCAGAGGCAGCUCCAAGAGGCUAUGUUUGAGGUGCUUUCGUCCGAAGAGUCCUUCAUCAAGAGCAUGUACGUCUUAGGGGAACACUUCUUGAGGAACCUGGAGAAGAAGAACGUCGCGGGCGGACAGGCGCUGACCUUGAUCUCCGUCCACGUCGCUCACGUCAUCAACGCCAGCCGGGCCUUCCUGUCCGACCUGCAGGCGCGCGUGCGCGAACAGGCGCCCGUCGUCUCCGACGUGUGUGACAUCAUCCUCCGCCACGCCAGCAAGCGGUUCCAGGAGCCGUACGUCACCUACUGCAGGAACAUGCACUACCACUCCAAGGCACUGAUCGGGCUCAUGCAAGCCGACAAGUCCUUCUGCGACGACGUGCGGCAGUUAGAAACCGACCCGCAGUGCGGAAACCUCCCCAUGACUGCCUUCUUGUUGACGCCUAUGCAGAGAGUGACGCGCUUCCCCCUCCUUGUCGACCGAAUCCUGACGUUCAGAGACGUAAACUCGGAGUUGUUUUUGACAGCAGAGCAGGCCUUACAGACGACGAAGGCCCUUGCCGUAAAAUGCAACCAAGCAGCCUACAAAGAACAACAGGCUAUGGAGCUAGAGGAGCUGGUGGUCAACAAACUUCGCCUCGCGAAAUGCAAACCGCCGUUUUCUUUGCUGGACAAGAGCCGCUGGAUUGUGAAACAGGGAGAGCUCAUCUUGGUGAGGGACAAGGGACCAAACACCCACCGCUAUGUCAUUCUUCUAUCGGACUGUCUUCUCAUCGCAAAGAAGCUUCACAAGCGGGGAAGCGAGGUCACAUACGAGCUGGUCAACUACUGCAUGCGCAACAGGCUGGAUGUGGAAGAAGUCAACAAGAUUUACGACGACUCGGAAAGAGCCAGCUCGUCAGACGGAGGCAAAGGGAGGCUGUCAUCCUUUCUGCAGUCAUUGUAUUUCUUCAAGCCCAAACCAACCAGCAAACUCCGCGUGACCCUGCACGAGGACAGCUCCGGGCAGCACCAGGAGAUGGUGUUCUCCCUGAAGACGGAGAGCGAGCUGACGCGGUGGGUGGAGGCGCUGCAGUACAGCGCAGCCGAUCCGCAAGGCGGGAAGAUUUACCCGGACUGGGACUGCCCCAUGACGGUCGUGACGAAGAGCAGGAACGCCGCGCAGCCGGACGAGCUGUCCCUGGAGAAGGGGGACAUCGUGAGGGUCCUGAGGAAGAUGCAUGACGGCAUGUGGCACGGCGAGACCAUCCAUGACGGCAGGCAGGGCUGGUUCCCCCACAUCUGCGUGGAGGAGGUCAAAGACAGCGACCACUACAAGGCCAAGCAGCUCAGGCAAAAGCACGGCUCCAGUCCAGAAAAAGACGUCAAAGAGUACACAUACGUGACACUGUUCGACCUGGAGCCGGAGUUCCCGACAGCCCUGCGCCUGCAGAAAGACCAGAAAGUCGAGAUCCUAGAUUUCAGGGACGGUGAGUGGUACCAGGCCAGGCUUUUGGACACCUUAGAGGUCGGACUGGUCCCGGCAGACUAUGUGGCACCCAUGGACGACCUACUGAGGGAAGAGUGGUACCUGGGAUCCAUGGACAGGAAGGACGCCGACGCUCUUCUGCGGGCCUGUGGCAUCGGGACGUACCUGGUCAGGGAAACACACAACACUAAAGGGCCGCAUGUGUACACGAUUUCUGUGAAGAACAAGGACAAGGAGGGGAGGGAGGUCAUCCGGCGGUUCAAGGUGGAGAGAACCAAGCACAACAAGCUGCGCGUCUCCAAGGAGCAAGAGUUCGACACCUUACAGGAGCUGAUGAAGGACCUCAUAGAGAAAGGCAGCAUUGCUGGCUGUCCCCUUGACCAGCCUUGUCCCAAGCCCAAACCGCAGAUCAAGGACUUCAAAGGCCGGUGGGAGGUGUCCAGGGAGAGGAUCAAACUGGGCAAGAAGCUGGGCCAGGGGCAGUUCGGAGACGUGGUGGAAGGGUUCUGGAAUGGUACCGGUGACUCCGACGACUCGCCCGUGAAGGUGGCGGUGAAGACGACCAAGGCCGGGUCGACCGUCUCGGCCUUCCUGCAGGAGGCGGAGAUGAUGAUGAGGCUGUACCACCCGAACCUGGUGCAGCUGUACGGCGUCUGCUCCGAGAAGGACCCGGUCCUCAUCAUCACCGAGUUCAUGGCGAACGGCAGCCUGGAGAAGUACCUGCGGCACGGGCAGGGCAGCGGCUUCACACUCAUGGAACUCGUCAAUAUAGCGGUACAGGUGUCUGACGGGAUGGCGUACCUGGAGGAGAACGCCAUCGUGCACCGUGAUCUGCGGGCGGCUAACGUGCUGGUGGGGGAGGACAGCGUCUGUAAGGUGGCCGACUUCGGGCUGGCCAGGAUAGACCACUACAAGGCUUCCUCUGCCCAGUUCCCGAUCAGAUGGACGGCUAUCGAGUCCAUCCAGACCCACGAGUUCACGGUGCAGUCUGAUGUCUGGUCUUUCGGUAUCCUCAUGGCGGAAAUCCUCAGCAAGGGGAAGGUACCCUACAUGGGAUGGGACAACACCCAGGUGCUACAGAGGGUGGUGCAGGGUUACCGGCUGCCGAGAGAGAGCAGCUGGCCGGAGAGUCUGUACCAGCUCAUGCGCCAGUGUUGGGACAAGGAACCGGCCAAACGGCCCUCCUUCAGUACACUGCGCGAUACGCUGAGGGACUUCCUCCUCAAUACCAGGGAAUAGCAACAUCAACAUGUACAGCAUUUCUGCUUUCAUGGCAAACCUAUGUCUUCCUUUCAAAGAUUACUGUGAAAAAGUUAAGAAAGCUUUUAGUCACAUUCACAUCGAGCAUGCCACGAGACCAUAUCAGAGUCUUAAUGACACUAUGACAAAACAGGAGAAAACUAUUGAAUUCAUGUAUAUGUCUUUAUUUUUAUAAUCUAUAAUCAUGCUGUACAGAAUUUCUGAUAAAUCUUUUAUCACAUUUAAUGUAUGAAGAUAUUCUACUUGAAGGAAAUGUAUUUUGAUAUGGCUGCUAUGCUUUUGCUACUGACAAAUGUCUAAGUACAAGUGAUGAAGAUGUUGCAAAAUGAACACCAGUGUGUGCAAUAAUUGCAUCAAUAUGCUUUUCUCUAAAAAGUGUGUAUACUUUUCUCUAAAAAGUCUCUAUGUACGUAAUACUGGACAAUCAUGUGAAAGGAUUGGCUUGUGUGUAAACCCAGAGAAAUCAGACUUGAAAUAAAAAUGGAAAAGAUAUGCUGAAGUUUCAUAGAUCUAUACUUUAUUCUCAUAAAGUUGCCACCUUCUUAAGCAGCAAGACAUACUGUAAACUACCCCUGACGCUGCUGAAGGAAAAUUGAUAGUAUGCAAGUAAUAUGUAUAUUAACCAAUACACCAGACAGUACAGGUAGAUACUACUAGUAGUAUCACGCUGAGAUCCAUCUUUUAGUAUUACAGUAUAUGUUCAUUAACAGAGGCCUACAGAAUGGGUAUGAAACCUAGGUCUAUAACUAUCUACAACUUGGGCAGUGGAUGGAACUAUGCAAAUAUUGAAGAAAAUUAAGUUGAGGUAGAAAACCAAAAUAAAACCCAAAACAUUCUACGUUUCCUUGUUUUAAGCUCUACGAUUUUUUCUUAGCCAUUUUCUUUACUCCUUUUGCUAGACAUACACAAGAACAAUAAUUCCAUCAAUGUGUUAGUGAUAUCGAUUAUCCCUACCGGUAUGUAAACAAAUCAAGGAUCAAACAAAAAUGAAGUUCAACAUACUAUGGAGAAAUGAAAAUGCCCCAAGUACAUGUACACCAUUCAAUGAAAGGCACUACAAAUAUGAAUGUUUUAUAUGUAAACUACAUGUAUAAGCAGCAUGAUUGUCAGGAUUAUGCUAAUGAAAUCUAAACAGAGAAAGGCUUAUUUCUGAAAAUGACCGAAGAGUAAUUGCUUUAUUUAGUACUUUUUAAGAUUACCCAGCUACAUGUAGUACAUGGAAGGCACACACGGAAAGGCAAGCUAUCAAGCACAUGAUGCAGACUCAUUACAUGAGUAGGAGAUUAUGUACAUAUAUUCAGCUUCAUUCUAAAGCUUUUAGUUUUAUCAUAUUUCUAGAUUCUUCUAUCGAAUGUCUUUGUAGCCUGUACACAUACACAUACACAUCUUUUCAACAUGUAUCCUAUUAUACAGUUAUACAACAGUUUCUACCGACAAAGCUAUAGAUAAUCUUUAUUCAAUGUUCUCCUUAACAUGUUUCAAAUAGGAAGGUUUCUACUCUUCAUUCAAGUCAUAAUUUAAAGACUAGCACAGGUUUUAAA
This is a messenger RNA of Branchiostoma belcheri (Belcher's lancelet), 6395 nucleotides long. RefSeq lists its product as uncharacterized. The coding region runs from base 31 to 4833 and encodes 1600 amino acids. Gene Ontology annotation, biological process: activation of GTPase activity; protein phosphorylation. The record is from RefSeq and is a predicted model, not a curated record. The transcript has 11 exons. Gene Ontology annotation, molecular function: guanyl-nucleotide exchange factor activity; protein binding; protein tyrosine kinase activity. NCBI's taxonomy places the organism in Eukaryota, Metazoa, Chordata, Leptocardii, Amphioxiformes, Branchiostomatidae.